AUGCAGGAUGCUUGUGAUUCUGUAACUGUGCCAAUAUUGGUUGAUAGUAAUAAUGGAACUGCAUCAUUUUUGAAGACAACUUUCAAUGGCCUAAAUUCUCUUCUAGGGAUCGCUGUUCUAUCAGUUCCAUACGCGCUGUCGUGUGGAGACUGGGCGAGCUUGAUCCUCCUGCUGGUCAUUUCAAGUGCAACGUGCUACACAGGGCUACUGAUCAAGAAAUGUAUGGAAGCCGAUCCCAACAUAAGAACCUAUCCGGGCAUAGGUGAAAAGGCGUUUGGUGCCAGAGGGAGACUCGUCGUCUCCAUUUUCAUGAAUCUUGAACUUUACUUGCUAGCCAUAGGUUUCCUCAUACUAGUUGCAGAUAACUUGCACAGUCUGUUACCUGAUCUCCUAGUCAACGUGCAAGGGAGGUCCGUGAUCAAUGGGCGUCAAACAUGUAUUCUGUUAGCUGCACUUAUAAUCAUGCCCACUGUUCAGUUGUCUGGUCGGGGGAGUCUGAUGGAGUUGGAUUUAAUCAGAAAGGAGUGUUCUUCAACUGGAGAGGGCUACCUACUAGUAUGA
Salvia splendens (bonfire salvia) is the source of this 561-nucleotide messenger RNA. Its product is annotated as amino acid transporter AVT1I. Gene Ontology annotation, cellular component: vacuolar membrane. The transcript is spliced from 3 exons. Bases 1 to 561 code for a protein of 186 amino acids. Gene Ontology annotation, biological process: amino acid transmembrane transport. The record is from RefSeq and is a predicted model, not a curated record. Gene Ontology annotation, molecular function: L-amino acid transmembrane transporter activity. NCBI's taxonomy places the organism in Eukaryota, Viridiplantae, Streptophyta, Magnoliopsida, Lamiales, Lamiaceae.